Molecule: messenger RNA, 1490 nt
Organism: Hippoglossus stenolepis (Pacific halibut)
Lineage: Eukaryota; Metazoa; Chordata; Actinopteri; Pleuronectiformes; Pleuronectidae
Product: zona pellucida sperm-binding protein 3
Exons: 9
Coding region: 182-1429 (415 amino acids)
Biological process (GO): positive regulation of acrosome reaction; binding of sperm to zona pellucida; egg coat formation
Cellular component (GO): extracellular matrix
Molecular function (GO): acrosin binding
Source: RefSeq, a predicted model, not a curated record
UCUACUGGUUGCCAAGGUCAGAGUGUCAGGAGAACGCAGCAGUGAGGUUGUGGAAGAAGUGGAACAAAGGUCAGCAUUCAGAGUGGAAACAGACAGACAGCUCGUCCUCUCGCUCAGAUUAAACUUGUAUCCAACAAAUCUCAUCCAGUGAAGUGUGCAGAACACUCGUUGUUGUGAAGCCAUGGUGAUGAAGUGUACUGCGGUGUGCCUUGUGGCACUCUCCUUGCUUGGCAGCUUAUGUGAUGCUCAGUGGUUACACAAACCAAAUAACCAGAAGCCAGGGAGACAGGAUCCCAUCAAAACUCCGCCUCAAGUUCCCCAACAGGCAAAGCAGACAUUUGAGAAACCACUCACCUGGACAUACCCUGCAGAUCCCCAGCCUCAGCCCCAGCCUGAGGUGCCUUUCGAGCUGAGAUUUCCAGGUCCUGCUGCAACGGUUGCUGUCGACUGCGGAGAAAAGGAGGCUCUGGUGGAAGUCAAGAAGGACUUCUUUGGGAUUGGCCAGUUCAUCAAUCCUGCUGACCUUACCCUGGGAAGCUGUAAUGCUGUCGGAGAGGACCAUGCUGCCCAAGUGUUGAUUUUUCAAUCCGAACUCUCGAAUUGUGGCAGCUCAUUAGCAUUGACAGAAGAUGCCCUUAUCUACACCUUCACUCUGAACUAUAAUCCUCAAAGUCUGGCUGGUUCUUCUGUGGUGAGGACUAGCAAAGCUGCUGUAAUUGUGGAGUGCCACUAUCCAAGGAAGCACAAUGUGAGCAGCCUUCCUCUUGAACCUUUGUGGAUCCCAUUCUAUGCAGUUAAGGUGGCAGAGGAGUUCUUAUACUUCACACUGAAACUCAUGACUGACGACUUCCAAUUUGAGAGACCAAGCUACCAGUAUUUCCUGGGAGAUUUAAUUAAUAUUGAGGCUACCGUCCAGCAGUACCACCACGUGCCCCUCCGUGUUUUUGUGGACAACUGUGUGGCUACUCUUUCUCCUGUACCGUCCUCCGACCCCAGCUAUGCCUUCAUUGAAAAAAAUGGGUGUUUGGUUGAUGCCAGGAUCACAGGCUCCUCCUCAAGGUUCCUCUCUCGCUCUGCAGAUAACAAGCUUCAGUUCCAGCUGGAGGCCUUCAGGUUCCAGGGAGCUGAUAGUGGACUAACCUACAUUACCUGCCACUUGAAAGCAACAUCAGCUGCCUCCGACAUUAAUAAUGAACAAAGAGCUUGUUCCUACAUUGAUGGGUUUUGGAGGGAGGCCAGCGGGGUUGAUGGAGCCUGUGACUCCUGUGAGUCCGGUGGAUUUCCCACUGGUGGCUCAGGAGGCAAGUCAGCUGUGGGUACAGGUCUGUCUACCCCUGGUAGGAAGAUACGUGACGUGUCCGGUGAAAGUUACACAUGGGAAGGUGAUGUCACCAUGGGUCCAAUAGACAUUAAAGAGAAGAUCCAAUAGUGCUCUUUAACUCACUGCCCUGCCACCACAAUGGCCAUUGAAAUAAACAUUCUGAAUGGUU